Molecule: messenger RNA, 4154 nt
Organism: Asterias rubens (European starfish)
Lineage: Eukaryota; Metazoa; Echinodermata; Asteroidea; Forcipulatida; Asteriidae
Product: calcium/calmodulin-dependent 3',5'-cyclic nucleotide phosphodiesterase 1A-like
Exons: 16
Coding region: 182-2488 (768 amino acids)
Biological process (GO): signal transduction
Molecular function (GO): 3',5'-cyclic-nucleotide phosphodiesterase activity
Source: RefSeq, a predicted model, not a curated record
CUCCACAUAAACCACAUGUGUUUGAUAUCAUAAGACAACAUGUACAGCGGAGUUACAUUUGAGUACGCUGGUAAUUGCUGAGGACGGAUCCAUUCUGACGCAGAGUAGUGAGUGUGGAAACAACAGAGGUAUUGUCUGUUGGAUUUUUGGAGUGGGACUUUUUAGGAGACACAAAAGAAGGAUGUAUCCACGUCAACUACGGAGGAUGAUGAAGCGGGGUCGAUCGGGAAGGAACCCUCAGGGACGAGGGGGUUGUCACUCGCUGCCUUCAACUUCCAAGAUACCAAUUGCAAAUCCGUCUUCCUCAUCGUUCACGGAGGAUGAUACCGGGAACUCGGCCUCAAAGAACGGGGAUAUCCCAAGGCAAGAUUAUAAAAUCUACAAGCGUGCCGAAGGGAAGAGAAAACUCAAGAGGCAGGAUUCCAAAGAGCUCGACGAAGAGUCCCUCUCAAGUCUCGACCUGUCCAAGAUGGAUGAACUUCCGGCCAUCAGCUCGGCUGAGGCUGUGGCAGAGGCCAUGUUGCGCCUGCGCAGCCUCGUACUAAGACUCGAAAGGGAGGAGAUUUCCACAACUGAUCUGAAGAGUAACCUACAGUACGCUGCUGGUGUGCUCGAGAACUUGAAAGAUGACCAGAACAGAACGCCAAGCCAUAAGGCUAAUCAACCAUGUCAGCCAAAGAAGACGUCCCCAGCGUAUGUAUAUAGAUUUAAUUACCAGGGCGAGGAGGAUGACCUGUCUGAGGUGGCGACUGAAGAUGUACCGGAGCAGGUACGGCAUUGGCUGACGUCAACAUUCAGCAGACAGUCCACGAGAUCUCGUCUGGGCGACGAGAAACCAAAGUUCAGGAGCAUUGUGCAGGCCUUGCGGACAGGUCUAUUCAUUGACAGAAUGUUCAGAAGGACGUCUGGAUUAUUAGCAACAACUUUCCCAGCAAAGGUCAUGGAGAUAUUCAAGAAUCUUGAUGAGUGGUCAUUUGACAUUUUCACCCUGAACGAAGUGAGUGAUGGGCAUGCGCUGAAAUGCACAGCUUAUGAAUUAUUCACGAGAUACGACCUCAUUGCAAAGUUUAAAAUUCCUGUUCAGAACCUCAACUGUUUUCUUGAGGCCAUGGAAAAUGGCUACAGUAAGCAUGGCAACCCAUACCACAACCUGCUGCACGCUGCUGACGUCACGCAAACUCUUCACCAUAUGCUGGUCAAGAUGGGGCUAAUGCACUGGUUGACUGAUAUUGAGAUCAUUGCAGCACUUUUGGCGGCAAUAAUUCACGAUUUUGAACACACGGGUACGACCAAUGCUUUCCACGUGAACACAGGGUCUGACAUGGCGUUACUGUACAAUGACAGAGCCGUUCUAGAAAACCAUCACAUCAGCAGUUCCUUUCGACUGAUGAAGGAAGACGAUAAGAACUUCUUGGUGAAUGUCAACAGAGACGACUACACAGAACUUCGUAACCUGGUCAUCGAUAUGGUCCUAGCUACCGACAUGUCCUACCACUUCCAACAACUGAAACAAGUUAAGACCAUGAUUGGUAUGGCAGACAGCAGUGCCCUUGACAAACCCAAAGCAAUGGCUUUAGCCUUACACUGUGCAGAUAUAAGCCAUCCAGCUAAGGAUUGGGCCCUUCAUCAUAAAUGGACCACAUUACUUAUGCACGAAUUCUUCAGACAGGGUGACAGAGAGAAGGAGCUUGGUGUUGCAUUUUCCCCGCUCUGCGAUCGGAAAACAACAAUGGUGGCAGAAUCACAAAUAGGUUUCAUUGACUUCAUCGUUGAACCGAGUCUGAUCGUCUGCUGUGACAUGAUCGACAGAGUGUUACAGGAGCUGCCUCCCAGCGCUCCGGACGAAAGCAGUCUGAGGACUAAGCGCAACUCUAUUCCACUGGCUCGCCCCACCAGCACACCAAGGACUAGUAGUGUCCCAGGUUACCAGGUCAGAAGCAGAACCAUAAGCGUCACCGGGGAGGGGGGGAUGGAGGGUCAGCAGAACCGGCCGCCAUCAAGUCCUGGUAGAAUCAGCUUAAGUAGAAGGUCAUCAAUACCAAUCAAGGCAGUCAGGAGUUGGGCAGAGCCACUUAUGUUUAAUAAGAACAGGUGGAAAGAAUAUGCAGCUACAGAGGUCAAGGGUCAGUCAAGAUUGUCAAGUAUGUCAGAGGAGCACACAAGUGACAUGAGCAUUAACGAUGUCUUCCCAAACGAUGACGACAGGGACACCAAUAUCACCAACAGUCCCACAGCAUCACCUUCAAAGGACAGUUGUGACGCCUCAUCACCGAGGCACAACUCAGGUCAGAGGUCAAUAGAAGGUCAACGGUCAGCAGAUGAUGGUUCACAUCAAUCACGAGCCUCAUCUGCGGGAGUAACAGACACUAACAAUUCUGCCUCUAAAGGUCGCUCUUCAAAAGGUAUACCUAGACGGGUGCCGAGUAAUGAGGGUGUGCGGCGAUUGAGGCAGGGGGACUCCUCUCCCUCCAAACAACCCACAGCGUGACACCUGGGUCUAAGAAACCACCACCUUUGGAAUGGAAUCAAGGAGGACAAGACUAUUGUAUAUAAAUCUUUGUAUGGAGUUAUCCUCAUUAUUAAAUGUCAUCUUUCGACGAUGUUUUACCAUCAAAUCGUAUUGAUGGAGCAGGUGGAUUGAUGGCUGGUGUUUGGUGAUUGGUGUCAACUCCCUUCAAAACUUGUCAUCAAGUACAUUAGUGGUACAUUGGUGUGGAGCUUCACAGCAUUGAAGACAGCUCGAAUGUGAUCGGUACUGCUGAAAUUAUUAAGUUUGACAACAAAAUUAUAAAGUUGGAUGUCAGAUUCUGUGAACAAGAUAUGCAUGAAAGUAGAGUAAUAGAACAUAGGUGCCUCAGUCGGCAACGGUCGCAAAGAUCGAUUGUAAUGAAUAUCAUUCUUAUUAUUAUUUAUUCAGUUAUUUUUACACUUUUUUGUUUGGUUGAAAGUUUUUUUAAAUUCUAGAUUGUUUAACUACAUUCUCAUUUAGCAGAAUAUAUGAAGGGUGUAGAAGUUAUUGAAAACAUCAUUGAAGUCAGUUUAUAUAAUGGUAUGGGGUAUUGUAAAGAAAUGAUCCUAACAAAAAUACUAGCCUCUUUUUCAACCUAUACAGACAGAAAAUGGUAAUCAAAAGUAAAUACAGGACAGUCCAUCCUGGCGACUCAACGAUGCUUGGUAGAAACAGCUGCUACCACCUUGGCCCAACUUCAUAGAUUCUGUUAGAGGUUAGCUUUUUACGUCCGUGAGCUAGAUGGUAAUAAAGACUUUAUAUCUACAUUUAAUAAUAUUGUUUACCUCUCAAUUGAAACUGAUUCUUCAUAAAAGAGGAUAAUUAAGUUAAUAAGUGUGAUUGUUUGGAAAGUUGGAGUGAAAAUAGUGCUGAAAUUAAAUUCAUGUUUGGUGUGAAGUUGUUUCAUGUAAAAAUGUUAAAGCCGUGUAUGUGGAAACCAAUGGUUUUCCAAACUGUUACGGGAUGUUAUGAUGGCGAGCGAGUGUUAAUUAAAAGUUAAAAGUAUAGUUGAGAGGGGGAAAGAGAGAGGGAGUAAGAGUGAGAGGGUUGAGGAAUAGAAAGAGGGAGAUAGAGUAAAGGGUUGAAAGAGUGAGCUUUUAUUUCAAAACUGAAUCGACGGUAUAUCCGUCAGAAUAUUUUAAUGGGUGUUUAAUUCUAGUAUGCAUUUUCAGCAUCAGUUGAUUAAAUUUUGAUUAAAUUUUUGUCAAUUUAUUGAAAAUAGAUAUUGUGAUGAUCGAGCUAUAUUAUAAGAAAUGAGCUGUUAUUCACAAGAAAUAUGCAAUCAUAAAUAGCGUCAUAGAUACCGUCAGGUAUCAUUAUGUACAGAAUAAUAAUAUCAAUAAUAAUGAGAAAGUUAUAAUAUUUCUUUAUGCCCGUAAUAAUGUUUUCUGAAUGAGUGUUUAUCCUGUUGAGGACAUUUUCAUUUAGUCUUAGAUUGUAAGGCAUUGUUCAAAUUAGGAAUAUGCAGAGUUUGGGCGUCAGAGGUGAUGUGUAAAUUGUCUCGACUCUAAAAGAAUAGUGGUCUUGAAAAAAAACAGGUUUUGUAUGAAACGAUGACCAUCUAAAUUGAGGCACAAACGUCACAUUAACCUUUUGUUUUAAAACAGUUUCUGAUGACUUUGAGAGGGUAACAUCGUUUAUCUUA